Molecule: messenger RNA, 1179 nt
Organism: Pungitius pungitius (ninespine stickleback)
Lineage: Eukaryota; Metazoa; Chordata; Actinopteri; Perciformes; Gasterosteidae
Gene: tmub2
Product: transmembrane and ubiquitin-like domain containing 2
Exons: 3
Coding region: 133-1140 (335 amino acids)
Molecular function (GO): protein binding
Source: RefSeq, a predicted model, not a curated record
GGCCAUGACGUCACGCCGUCUCGUCGACUGUGUGUUUAUUAUGUGUUUUUUCGGCAGUAGCUGCUAGCUAGCAUUGACCCUCGUCUUCAAACAUGCUGUGAUUUAUUUAGCUGGCAGGUUUGGAGGAGCGGGAUGGCAGUGUGUGCACUGACCAUGCUGGAUGGGAUGGAGGACGAGGCGACGGCGGCCGGCGGCGUGCUGCUCCUGGUCCUGGCUCUCGUCUUCGCUUGGCUCUCGACUCACGUGGCCGACCGGGGGGACCACAUACUGGGCACCAUCCUCACCGUGGGCGCGCACGCCUCCCUGAUCGGACUCGGGGGCCACGACGGCUACAGCGGAGGGUCGCCCGCCGCAGACAGCCCGGAGCAGCAGGCCGCCCCGCCUUCUCAGGAGAACAAGCCCGAUGACGGCGAGCCGGGCGCCGAGAGGGGAGAGGGGGAGGCGCCCGGGGAGGCAAACGAGGGUGUUCGGACCGAUCUCCUGCUGGACAUACAGAGAAAACAGCCACAGGUUGGAAGAUUGCAUACUUCAGAUGACGAGGAGGUGGAGGAGGAGGAGGAGGAGGAUGAUGAAGAGGAGGAGGAGGAUGAUGAUGACGAGGAGCUGGGGGUGGAAGAUAAAAAGAUUAUAAAGCAUAUCCCUGUGUUGUCCGGCAUCAUCUCGCCCACCACCGACCACUCCAUCUCUGUCCGUCUGAAGUUUUUAAACGACACGGAGGAGGUAGCGGUUGUAGAGCCACAGGAUACAGUGGGAGUACUGAAAAGUAAGUACUUCUCAGGCCGGGAGCAUCGAAUCAAACUCAUCUACCAAGGCCAGUUGCUGCAGGAUCCCAAGAAGACGCUCCUCUCCCUGAACAUCACACAGAACAGCGUGAUCCACUGCCACAUCUCGCAGGCCCUGCACGAGAGCACGGCAGAGGAAGGGGCUCAGCCCGGCGCCGGGGUCUCGGGGGGGUUCAGGGCGGCCGGCGUGGCCAUCAGCACCAGCAGCCUGGUGGUGCCGGUGUUCGUGGUGAUACUGGCCGUGGUGUGGUACUUCCGCAUCAACUACCGGCAGUUCUUCACCGCCCCGGCGACCAUCUCCCUCGUGGGGGUCACUGUGUUCUUCAGCUUUCUGAUAUUCGGGAUGCACAGCCGCUGAGAAGGCAGAGAGCACACGCGCCACCCCCCCUCCCCCCCA